CUCACACUUCAAUCACUUCAAACGGCCUUUUCCAAACCAACAAUCACAACCUCAACUCUUGAUACCCAAUAAACCAACAACAACUCCCUUCCAUCUACCACACACAUUUUCUUAUACACACACACACACACAAACACCACACAUUCACAAUGGCCGCCCAGAUCGCUUCCCGUCAGCCUGAGAUUGGCAUGGAGAAGGUUAUGCCUACCCGCCAGGACUCCGGAUACGCCUCUCCCUGCGACUCUCCCCGUCUGACCGUCAGACUCAACGAUGGCAACGAAAUCCCCCAGAUCGCCCUCGGCGUCUACAAGGCGCCCAACGGCCAGGAGACCGAGGACGCCGUCAUGGCCGCGCUUGACGCCGGCUACCGCCACAUCGACUCGGCCGCCAGAUACGCCAACGAGGAGGCCUGCGGCCGCGCCCUGAAGCAGUGGUUCCAGAAGACCGGCACCCCGAGAUCCGAGGUCUUCGUCACCACCAAGCUCUGGGACGCCGACCACGGCUACGAGGCCACCUUCAAGGCCCUCUGCGACUCGCUCGAGAAGUUCCAGCUCGACUACUUCGACCUCUACCUCAUCCACUCCCCCUCCGACGACAAGGAGAAGCGCAUCGCCUCCUGGAGAGCCCUCGAGACCGCCCAGCGCCUCGGCAAGGUCCGCUCCAUCGGUGUCUCCAACUUCAGCUCCCAGCACCUCGAGGAGCUGAUGCAGGAGACCUCGGUCGUCCCCGCCGUCAACCAGAUCGAAGUCCACCCCUUCUGCCAGCGCCAGGACCUCGUCGACACCUGCCGCAAGCACGGCAUCGCCAUCGAGGCCUACUCCCCCCUCGCCCGCGGCAACAAGCUCGAGGAUGCCACCGUCGGCAAGAUCGCCGCCAAGUACGGCAAGACCCCUGCCCAGAUCCUCCUGAACUGGAACGCCGCCCGCGGCAACAUCGUCCUCCCCAAGUCCCUCACCGCCCACCGCAUCAAGUCCAACUUCGAGUCCUUCGACUUUGAGCUCUCCCCCGAGGACAUUGCCACCAUCGACGGUCUCGACGAGAACUACGUCACCGGCUCCCUCCACAAGGAGUAAAUGAUGAGUCCUCGACAUUUGCCUCGCGGGGCACUCUCGAUCGGCACAUGACACUGCUUGGGACACAUUCAAAAAAGAACCCAGCGGGUAUACCUUGAAGCAUUCCUCCAUCCUGAGGGCAUUGGAACAGCCUCUUCACAUCUUGCCGACGUGACGCAUUACGCACGUCGUCCAUCCAGGACAUUCAAAAAUAGGAGUUGAUUGCUGCAUAGCGCCAUUUUGGCGCUCUAUUCCCCCCACCGCCGAAGAUUUUUCUUGGAUUUUGGAGUUUGGAUUCCCUUUUUUAGAAUUCCCUUAUUGGGAGGACAUAGAAAGAGAUAGAUACUAGAUGAGCGAGCUAGACAGCACAUCAGGUCAAGCCUGGUACGAAUUUAUGGCC
Molecule: messenger RNA, 1452 nt
Organism: Colletotrichum destructivum
Lineage: Eukaryota; Fungi; Ascomycota; Sordariomycetes; Glomerellales; Glomerellaceae
Product: Putative aldo/keto reductase, aldo-keto reductase, NADP-dependent oxidoreductase
Exons: 1
Coding region: 150-1073 (307 amino acids)
Molecular function (GO): oxidoreductase activity
Source: RefSeq, a predicted model, not a curated record